AUCGCUUGUCUUUCCUCUUCCUGUCUUCCUAAAACAGCAUGGCGAACUUAGAGCAUGCAGAAGACGACCCAAAACAUGUGAACAUGUCCGGUGAGAUCUCCUCCUCCAGUGCUCUAGUAGUCCAGCCGACCUCGGAGCUCUCUGCGCCGGGCAGAGACCCCGGUGCUCUCCCGUUCACCGGCUCCAUCCCGUCGUUCAGCGCCGCCUCCGAGCUGCUGUCAGCUCCGUACUCCUGUCUGGUGAUGAACACGCACCGGAGACACGUCGCCCUGCCGCCCAUGUACCUGAACAAGAAGAGGACAGGUCUCCAGGAGGAGCUGGAGGCCGAGCUGCUCAAGUUCUCCCAGAGUCUAAAGGGAGUUCCCCUGGCCUAUGAAAACAUCAGGAUAGUGGGCCAGCAUGGAGGCAUCUAUGACGACAGCGGCUACAUCCACAUGGACAUACAGGCCAACUUUAUUCUCUUCCAGCCCCAAAAAGGACAGAAACUGCUGGGUGAAGUGAAUAAACUAGGAGUAAGCCACGCUGGCUGCCUGGUGCACGGCUGCUUCAACGCCAGCAUCCCCAAACCCAACCUGGUUUCUGUGGAAACGUGGCGGGACGCAGGGCCGCGGAUCGGAGCAGAGCUGGAGUUUGAGGUGACUGCACUCGACGCUGACACUGCGGGGGUGCUGCUGAUCAGAGGACGGCUGGACAGGACCAGGGUUCAAGAGCUGCUGGCUUUGGGCGAGAGCACCGGCGUCCCUGCAGACGAGAAACCAGAACCACCAGAGACGGACCCGAAACCAGAACCCACCGAGGAGGGGGAGGAGGCUCCUGAAGCAACCCCCAAGAAGAAGAAGAAAAAGAAGAAAGACAAAGUCAAAGAAGAGGAGGGAGAAGAGGAGCUGACGAGUGCACCCUCCUGCCAGUUGGACGGCGACGCAACGCCAGAGCUGAACGGAACAAUGAACGAAGCAAACGGCGACGAAGCCGGUGAGAAAAAGAAGAAAAAGAAGAAGAAGAAGAAAAAGGAAGAACAUGUGAAAGAAGAGGAGGAGCAGGUUCAGCUCUCUGCCACGGAGGUCCACGGCAGCGACUCCAGCGGUUACCAUAGUGACAAGCCAAGCAAAAAGAGGAGACACGAGACUGGUACAGAUGUCACAGCUGGUAUUAGUGAAACGCCAAAGUCCAAGAAGAAGAGGAAAAGUGACAUUGAGCAGUUUGCCUGAAAAUGUAUCAUAUUCUGUUUGGAAAUCAGGUUAAUUAUGUGUAGAGGUGAUACAACAUUAAUAACAUCAGUGGUCCUGGAGGAGACGUGCCUUAACAAUUAAACACCAUGUUUUAGUAAGUGACAUGUCUGGUGGAUUCUUCUCAGCUCCUCUAAAAUCCUUUAAACAGAGGAUCAGACCUGCAGAAGGAGCCUUUCUACAGUCACUUAUUACACAGCUUUGUUGAAUACUCAAAUCUGAUUGGUCAAUCACGGCGUUCUACGGUCUUUUAUUUCUUUAUAGCAGACCGUUGCUAUGUAUAACAGACCGUUGCUAUGGGUGCAGUUCUGAUGUCGGACUCUGGCUGUACAUUAUCCCUUACAUGUUGUAGCUUGUGGAAAAGCACACAAGAGGAUAUAAACAGGCUCCACAGAUCAGUCCUCAUUGGAUUGCAAAUCCCUCACACAGCCUGAGGGGGGAGCAAAACUGCUUCAUACGUCAACACUGAGACACAAAAACACAGGAGUGUCAAGUAGAGAAUAUUUUCUUCUGCUUGGAUACUGAAAGAGGAAAGCUAGACAACUGAGACUGCUGAGCUCAGUUUAAGGAACUUUUCUCAUACCUCAUGUGCCUCUUUGAUAAUAGCUGCAAAUAUUCACUCGGCAUCCUAGAAAUGCAUCGUGCACGGUGACAAAACUGUGCAGUCAUGAUUUAUUUGUGCCGUUUCACUGUCUUCCUUCCAGUGUUGCAUUGACUGUUUUCACAUGAAGAUGUGGACAUUAAAUAUUCAGGUCUCAUCCCAAUUAAAGAGCUCUAUAUUUUGAAAUGUUUA
Molecule: messenger RNA, 2019 nt
Organism: Sebastes umbrosus (honeycomb rockfish)
Lineage: Eukaryota; Metazoa; Chordata; Actinopteri; Perciformes; Sebastidae
Gene: polr1f
Product: RNA polymerase I subunit F
Exons: 4
Coding region: 39-1208 (389 amino acids)
Biological process (GO): DNA-templated transcription; DNA-templated transcription initiation
Cellular component (GO): RNA polymerase I complex
Source: RefSeq, a predicted model, not a curated record